CCACACUCACUGAAAUUGUAAACACUUCUGUCAUUGCCUGACCUGUUAGCUGGCUAAGCUAUUUUUAACUCUACAGGGCACAGGCCGAACCUGAGGUUGGGGUGGAGAAUUUGCCUCUGCUUUUAGUUUGUCUUCAAGUGAGGUGAAAUUAAGGGCAAUUUAAAAAGAGUUUUUGGCUUUUUGUGUAGCAUAUGUGUAUUCAUAGGAUAGUGAUAUUUGCCUGAUAGGUGGAUUUUUCUUUUUUUAAGUAGUAUGUGUACUGGUCAAGAAAUAGAAUGUUGCCAGCCAACGCAGAAGCCCAAAUUUCAAGUCUUCUGUUCCCUCAAAGAGACUCUACAGGGGCAGGUAAUUCACUGGUCCACAAGCGGUCUCCUUUACGUCGAAACCAAAAGACCCCAACAUCCUUGACCAAGCUGUCUUUACAGGAUGGACAUAAAGUCAAAAAGCCAGCAUGUAAAUUUGAAGAGGGUCAGGAUGUCCUAGCUAGAUGGUCAGAUGGCUUGUUUUAUCUUGGAACUAUCAAAAAGAUAAACAUAUUGAAACAGAGCUGCUUCAUCAUAUUUGAAGACAGUUCUAAAUCCUGGGUUCUCUGGAAGGACAUUCAAACAGGAGCCACUGGAAGUGGGGAAAUGGUCUGUACAAUAUGUCAAGAAGAGUAUUCAGAAGCUCCCAAUGAAAUGGUUAUAUGUGAUAAGUGUGGCCAAGGAUAUCAUCAGUUGUGUCACACACCUCAUAUUGAUUCCAGUGUGAUUGAUUCAGAUGAAAAAUGGCUCUGUCGACAGUGUGUUUUUGCAACAACAACAAAGAGGGGUGGUGCGCUUAAGAAAGGACCAAAUGCCAAAGCAUUGCAAGUCAUGAAGCAAACAUUACCCUAUAGUGUGGCAGACCUUGAAUGGGAUGCAGGUCAUAAAACCAAUGUCCAGCAAUGUUACUGCUAUUGUGGAGGCCCUGGAGACUGGUAUUUAAAGAUGCUACAGUGCUGCAAAUGUAAACAGUGGUUUCAUGAAGCUUGUGUGCAAUGCCUUCAAAAGCCAAUGCUAUUUGGAGACAGGUUUUAUACAUUUAUUUGCUCUGUCUGCAGUUCUGGACCAGAAUACCUCAAACGUCUACCAUUACAAUGGGUAGAUAUAGCACACCUAUGCCUUUACAACCUAAGUGUUAUUCACAAGAAGAAAUACUUUGAUUCUGAACUUGAGCUUAUGACAUACAUUAAUGAAAACUGGGAUAGAUUGCACCCUGGAGAGCUGGCAGACACACCAAAAUCUGAAAGAUAUGAGCAUGUUCUGGAGGCAUUAAAUGAUUACAAGACCAUGUUUAUGUCUGGGAAAGAAAUAAAGAAGAAGAAGCAUUUGUUUGGGUUGCGAAUUCGUGUUCCUCCUGUGCCACCAAAUGUGGCUUUCAAAGCAGAGAAAGAACCUGAAGGAACUUCCCAUGAAUUUAAAAUUAAAGGCAGAAAGGCAUCCAAACCUAUAUCUGAUUCAAGGGAAGUAAGCAAUGGCAUAGAAAAAAAAGGAAAGAAAAAGUCUGUAGGUCGUCCACCUGGCCCAUAUACAAGAAAAAUGAUUCAGAAAACUGCUGAGCCACCUUUGGAUAAAGAAUCAAUUUCAGAGAAUCCUACUUUGGAUUUACCUUGUUCUAUAGGGAGAACUGAGGGAACUGCACAUUCAUCCAAUACCUCAGAUGUGGAUUUCACGGGUGCUUCCAGUGCAAAAGAAACUACCUCGUCUAGUAUUUCCAGGCAUUAUGGAUUAUCUGACUCCAGAAAAAGAACUCGUACAGGAAGAUCUUGGCCUGCUGCAAUACCGCAUUUACGGAGGAGAAGGGGUCGUCUUCCAAGAAGAGCACUCCAGACUCAGAACUCAGAAAUUGUAAAGGAUGAUGAAGGCAAAGAAGAUUACCAAUUUGAUGAACUCAACACAGAGAUUUUGAAUAACUUAGCAGAUCAGGAGUUACAACUCAAUCAUCUAAAAAACUCCAUUACCAGUUAUUUUGGUGCUGCAGGUAGAAUAGCAUGUGGUGAAAAAUACCGAGUAUUGGCUCGUCGGGUGACACUUGAUGGAAAGGUGCAGUAUCUUGUGGAAUGGGAAGGAGCAACUGCAUCCUGACUGUAGGACUGAACAUUAUGUUCACUGCACUCUCAUUUUCUGUAGGUACAGUUCAAAGCCCUAAAGGAGUCUGGCUUUUACUAUCUUUCUUAAAAAAAAAAAAAAAAAAGGUAAAAAAAAAAAAAUCACAUAAGGAGAUAAUACUAGCCUUAACAUGUACUUGUCAAUGUUAUGGAUAUUGUCAUAAAAAGAUAUCUUUUAAAAAUCAGAACAGAGACUUAAUUUUUUAAAUCUUAAGAUUUGUAGAAUGUUUCUAGGAUAGGAUAUUAAAAAUGAUUCAAACCGAUGCAUGGUGUUAGAUAAUUUUUCUAAUUAUUCCAUUGAGUCAGUUUUUGUGGUUAGUGGUUAUCAGAGCAAACCUAUCAUGUAGAUAGCACAAGUAUUUGGAGAAACAUUGUCUGUUUUGUUACCAAAAUGUUGGAAAAAAUUUAUUUCAAUACCUUUUAGAAUUCAUAAAGUGCAGUGUAUAUAAUGCCUACUAAAAGACUGUAAAAUAUUGAAAUUUUCUUUCAAAGUGUAAAAAAUAUAUUGAGCCUGUAAAUUGCUCUGUGACUAGACUUCAUUGUCGUCUUAAUAUAUUCUUUGCAUGUACAUAUAUAUACACACGUGUGUAUAUAUAUGUGUGUGAUUGAUUAUGUGACCUAUGCAAUACAAAUUAUGGGAAUGGGCAGCUUUGGAGUAUAUAUCCCAUAAUUCUUUUUUCAGGAAUAGUUGCAGUAUUUACACAGCAGCAUUUCUUCUCAGGCUUUUAUUGGGUGCUGUUGCUUGCUAUGUAUGAAGAGAAAUGUGUCAAACAAGUUUAGUGUGUUCUGAAGAAGGGUGUGAACAACAGUGUUCAUGGGCUUUUUCGAAUGCUUUUCACUUUCAGUCCUUGUAACUCAGCUGUUCAGUACCUAAAACAAAUUCAAAUAGUAUGAAUAUUAUCUCCUACUAGAAGUAACGUUUUCAAGUUUUCAUGGCACAUUAUGAUUGUAAAUGUCUCUCAGUUUUAACAGUAAGUCUAUAGGAGUCCCGUGAAGAUUCCUGAAACGUCUGUAGUAACUGUUAGUCAUGUUGAAUAAGUGUAGUAUGAACAAAGUAUUUUAUUGCACAGGGUUAACAAACAGUAUGUUGCCUGCAGAGGCAACUGCUGUUUUAUUACAACAUUACCUCUUGUUUUUAUACAGCGUACCAAGAUUUAAAUUGAUAACUUUAUUUUACAUGUGUUAAAAAAAAAAAAAACAGUUUCUUUUAGCACCAGUGUUAGAGCUGUCUUCUGUUUCUUUUUGUUUUGUUUUGUUUGUUUGUUUUCUUUUUUAGCCAAAGAGUAAACAGAAGAAUAUUCUUAUUUUGGUGGCUAUUCAUUUUACUCUUAAAAGUGAUUGGUGGAUUUUAGCCUAAAAAUUGGAGAAUUUGCCACCAAAAUGAAAAAUAUGUAAAGUGUAGUGAUUACAGAGCGGUUAAAAAUGUGGGUUAGUACUUAUUUAUUCCAUUGAUUGAUUAUUUGACUGUUUAUAAGAAAGUUGCUUUAUUUCUUUAAACAUCUUCAAAAGAUGACCUUUUCUUGUCACAUUAUAGCCAAAAGAAGCAGAGAACUUCGUAGUCCUGCAUUUGGUUCCUGGUUGGCCAGGUAUAAAUGAGCUUUACAAAAGUGCAAAUUAAGAACUGUCACUUCUGUUUACCUCCACCAAAACUUGAUUUUCCCCUAGCUAUUAAUUUAAAGUUGCCUUUCCUGCAGCUGCAAUAUUUUGAAUAACACACAGAGUUUGUGUUGAUUUUGAAUGUUUGUUUAUAUCUAGGGGUAAUGGAAAAUGUAAAUCCCGUGUAACCUUAUUCACUCCACGUGUAUCAUAUUAUUUCAUUUUUCCCAAAGUCCUUUAAUUCUAACUGAACACCAGCAGUAUUUUUAGUAAUUCUUUUUUUAGCAUACCUGGAAGAUGAUUUAUUAAGCUGAACUGUCUUUAGACGUAAUUAUUGUGAAUGUCUGUUUUAUUUUAUCAUGGUGGUUCACAUGGCUCUGAUGUUCAGUUUGUAUUUUUGGAAUUGCUUUACUUAGAUUAAAACAGACCAACAUUAAAUGUGUGUAUUUUUUAAAGA
Messenger RNA from Balaenoptera musculus (blue whale), 4181 nucleotides. It is a transcript of the gene MTF2, whose product is annotated as metal response element binding transcription factor 2. The coding region runs from base 276 to 2105 and encodes 609 amino acids. The record is from RefSeq and is a predicted model, not a curated record. NCBI's taxonomy places the organism in Eukaryota, Metazoa, Chordata, Mammalia, Artiodactyla, Balaenopteridae. Gene Ontology annotation, biological process: chromatin organization; regulation of DNA-templated transcription. The transcript has 16 exons. Gene Ontology annotation, molecular function: chromatin binding; DNA binding. Gene Ontology annotation, cellular component: nucleus.